ACUUCAGCCGAAGCACACGACCGAGAUAGGUGAAAAUUUUCAGAAAAUCGCUUCUGAAUUUGUGUAAUUCGUUUUUCGAUCAUCAACGGAUAAAUAAGUGGACUAGUAAUCCUUAAAUAUUUUCAGUGCGUGGCUAGUAAAUAUAUUUUUUAAAAAGAUCUGUAAAUUGUGUGUUUUGCCAUUGUCGCAGUGCUUUGCAACGCAGUUAGCAAAGCAGCACCGCGCUGGCCGCAGUAGCGCCGCCAUUUGAAGAAGAAAUUUUAAUACGUCGCGUUUUUGCCAAUCCAUUUGUCGUGGCGCACCUGGCAAGAGAAAUCAUAUUUGUGAGCUAAAAAAUCGGCACCAAACCAAAGGAAGUUUCAAGCUCUUUGUUGCAGUUUUUAAUUUGUGUUAAGCUGCUGAAUUAUUUUCUGGUAUAUAUUGGGGGAAAAAUAGCUGAAAAAUGAGUGCCGGAAUGCCCGAGUUGGGCUCUAAGAUCAGCUUGAUCUCUAAAGCUGAUAUUCGGUACGAGGGUCGCCUAUACACCGUAGAUCCCCAGGAGUGCACUAUUGCUCUUUCGAACGUUCGAUCUUUUGGAACAGAGGACCGGGAGACACAGUUUCAAAUUGCUCCACAGAGCCAAAUAUAUGAUUAUAUACUUUUUAGAGGUUCUGAUAUCAAAGACAUUCGGGUUGUUAAUAACAGCCUUCCGCAUCCAAAUGACCCGGCUAUAAUGCAAGUGCAGCUACAAAAUGGGCAGCAUAUGAUGCCACAUUUCCCCAUGCCCAAUAUGAAUCCUCCCCAUGCACCGCCAAUGAAUGCAGUCGGAGGUUAUGGCAAUCCCUUUGGAAUGGGAGGACUAGGUAUUGGAGGGGCUGGUGGUGCUGCACCUUCAUUAGCACCGGGAUCUGGAGCACCGGGACCAUAUAUAUUAGGUGGUGGUAAUCAACCACAAUCAACUCAACCGCCUCAGCCACAACAGCAGCAACAAUCGAAAUCACAGCAACAACAAAAACAACCAAACAUACUUGCCGGUGCAUCGCGCUCAACGACACCUAUGAGCCAUGUUUCGCUAAAGAGUGGUUCACCCGAUUUGGCCGCUCAGCAACAGCAUCAAAAUCAACAUCCGAAUCAGAACACUGGACAUGGCGGCAACUCGCGUGAUGCUGGCCACAAGCGACAAAAUCAUCAACAACGUGGUGGUAACAAUAAUCAACGCAACAAUGAUUUUUACCAACAGUCACGUGAUCGACGUGAUUCUGGACGUCACACCGAUGGCAACUAUAAUAAUCAACAUGAGGUUCGUGGUGGUAAUAAUUAUAGUAAUCAACGUAAUAACCAUCAACGUGGUGGGGGUGGCGGCGGAGGCGGCCAAAAUCAUGCUUGGACAAUGCACCGUGGUGGACCUAAUAAUGCUAACAAUAUGAUGGUACGCAACCGAGGCGGCGGACGUGGACGGAUGCAAAAUCAAGGCUUUCGACCAAUGGGCGGUCCUGGUGGCAAUCAAAAUAAACCCCGGAAUCCGAAGAAUGCUAUUAAAUUUUUACAAGAUUUCGACUUUGAGCAGGCCAACGUUAAAUUCGAGGAGCUACGUUCCCAAUUGUCCAAAUUAAAGGUGGGCGAAGAACCCAAAACAGAGCAGAUAAACGGUGAAACUGACAAAAAGGAAGACUCUGGUAAUGAGACCGGCGCUGGCGAACACGAACCGGAAGAAGAAGAAAUUACUGUUGGAUAUGAUAAGACGAAGUCCUUCUUUGAUAAUAUUUCGUGCGAAGCAGCACAGGAUCGUAGUAAGAAUAAGAAAAAUGACUGGCGUCAAGAGCGCAAGCUAAACAGUGAAACAUUUGGAUUUUCAUCUACAAGACGUGGCGGAUAUCGUGGUCGCGGUAACUAUUACAACCGUAAUAUGGGUUCUUAUGGCGGUGGUUACAAUCGCAACUAUCGUGGAGGAAGUAAUUAUCGUAAUCGUAGCAGAAACCCGAAUGCUGCUGCAAACAACGCAAACGGCGGUGCUUCUAAUACUAAUACUGGAAACUCCGGUACGUCUAAUAAUAACAAUAGUGCCAAUACGGCUGUAGCACUGAAAUCUCAAGUGCAAACACCACAAACAUCGGUCUCAGCGUCUGGUUCAACUCCAAAUGCCACGAAAUUAGCAACUGUGGAAAAUAGCAACACACCGCAGCCAAUCGCAGCUGGCGGAGUUGGCCAAUAAUGAUAACAAUCCUCAGAACCAAAUAAGAAGGCAUCAAAUACUACAUUAAUAGCAAAAGAAGCCACAAGAAAUCAACAAAUAUCAAAUAUAUCAAGUACAGUACAUAAAUGAGAACAUCAUAAAAGGAAAAACGGAAAAUAUCUAUGCAUCAUAAAUGGAAAAUCUAACGGAAACUGGAACGUACGGAAGAAAAAUAUAUUUAUAUACGGAUGUUCUUCGCUCUUUGUCGAGAGUAGAAAUAUAAAGCUUAAAUGUGUUUUACCAAAUAUUUCUUCCACCAACUGCGAUGCAUAACAAUAAGUCUACUUUUACAACAUCAACAAAUAUUUGAGCGUUAAAAAAGAGUUCAAUAAGACGUUAGCAAUGCGAAUAAUAUUAAUUAAUAAUGAUGAUUAAGAAUAUACAGAAAAGAAGAAGAAAAAAUACAACGUGGAAUCAUUCAAAGAUGUUAGUAAAAUAGUUUUAUUAAAUCUGAUACAAACAACACAAGUCCAAACGAAAGAAUUAAAACAAAAAGCAGCGAAAAAAAUUAAAGAAUUUGUAUGUUAUAAAAAUGAAAUGAAAUUGAAUUUUAAGAAGCGAAAAGAGAAUUAAAUUGAAUGAAAAUAUGAAUGUUCUGUCGGAACUUAAGAAGAUCGCUCAUCAAUGAGCAAGUUGGAUGUAAUUAAUUAAAAGAAAGGGUAAAGCUACUACUGUAAAGGCAGAAUUACAUUGUAGAAAUGGUGGUGGUAUGUUUUCAACUUCGAAGCAUACAAAUACGAAAGCAUUUACAAAACAUUAAAACCAGAGAAAAUAAAAUUAGAAAUAAAAUACGACUUUUAUGCUGAAUCCUUAAUUAAACAGGAAAUUCAAUUUAUAAAUUACAAUUACCUAUAAUUAAAAAAAAAAAACAAUUUUUAAAAGUUUGCAGAGGAUGAGAGUGAGCCAAAUAAAAUCAGCAUAAAUUAAAUUCAAGUAAAAAAGGAAACAAAUAAAUAUAUUAGCAGGUUAAUACAACAAGAGAAAUGUCGAUACGCCCAUACUUACAAACUACUCAUGCACACAACCACACACUCACACACACACAAAGCUGGCCUAUGAUAUGCAAUGCAACUUCAGAGUAGUAAAAAGCAACGUUAUCUCUAAAACGCACAUAAUACAUAUGUAUAGCAAGUGGCGUUAACUUAACGGUGGCGACAUUAUCACCUAUGUUAAGAUAAUUGAAGGAACUGAGUUUCGGGCAACACAGCUGGAAGCGAAGCCGAACUUAUGUUAUAGUUGGAGGGGAAAGUAAAAUUCUAAGAAUUUUAUACUAGAAAUCAACAACCUACGUUUUCUCAACUUUAAUGCUACAACUACAACAACAACUACUACUACUAUUAUAAUUAUUACUAUUUUAAUUUUAAGAGUUAAAAUAUUUUAAAACAUUUACAAUUAAAUUGAUUGGCUAAGCGCUAAAGCAAAAAUGUUUGUCAAUAAUUGCACAUAUCCAUUAAGAAACGUAACUGAACGAAUGCGCGUGCAGAUUGGUGCCAAUGACAUGUUUAACAUUUGUUUUGCUUUAACAGGUUAGUUCGAUUUGUUAAUUAACAGUUUUCCUUUGCAAAGGCAUGUAAUUACGUCGUACACUCAUCUCAUAUCAUCGUGUAUAUGAUUAACUUAAAAAAAGCAAAGUGCAAAAAUAAAGUUUCCUUCGAGAUAGUUUGAAUAAAGAA
Messenger RNA from Bactrocera neohumeralis, 3885 nucleotides. RefSeq names its product protein LSM14 homolog B (gene tral). NCBI's taxonomy places the organism in Eukaryota, Metazoa, Arthropoda, Insecta, Diptera, Tephritidae. Gene Ontology annotation, biological process: cytoplasmic stress granule assembly; P-body assembly. Gene Ontology annotation, cellular component: P-body. The transcript is spliced from 7 exons. Bases 443 to 2191 code for a protein of 582 amino acids. Gene Ontology annotation, molecular function: mRNA binding. The record is from RefSeq and is a predicted model, not a curated record.